Molecule: messenger RNA, 2647 nt
Organism: Dipodomys spectabilis (banner-tailed kangaroo rat)
Lineage: Eukaryota; Metazoa; Chordata; Mammalia; Rodentia; Heteromyidae
Gene: Wdr91
Product: WD repeat domain 91
Exons: 15
Coding region: 47-2287 (746 amino acids)
Biological process (GO): early endosome to late endosome transport
Cellular component (GO): extrinsic component of endosome membrane; early endosome membrane; late endosome membrane
Molecular function (GO): phosphatidylinositol 3-kinase regulator activity; protein binding
Source: RefSeq, a predicted model, not a curated record
CCGUCGCUGGCUGUCGCGGUCCUCCGAGCUGCUGGCGCGCACCGCGAUGGCGGAGGCGGUGGAGCGCACCGACGAGCUGGUCCGGGAGUACUUGCUCUUCCGCGGCUUCACGCACACUCUGCGGCAGCUGGACGCCGAGAUCAAGGCGGACAAGGAGAAGGGGUUCCGGGUGGACAAGAUUGUGGACCAGCUACAGCAGUUAAUGCAGCUGUACGACUUGGCUGCCCUUCGGGAUUACUGGAGCUACCUGGAAAGACGGCUCUUCAGCCGUUUGGAAGAUAUCUAUAGACCCACCAUCAACAAGCUGAAAACCAGCCUCUUCCGCUUUUAUCUUGUCUACACAAUCCAGACCAACAGAAAUGACAAAGCUCAGGAGUUCUUUGCGAAGCAGGCCACAGAGCUCCAGAACCAGGCCGAGUGGAAAGAUUGGUUUGUCCUGCCCUUCCUGCCAUCUCCAGACACCAACCCCACUUUUGCUACCUACUUUUCUCGACAAUGGGCAGACACCUUCAUUGUGUCCCUACACAACUUCCUGAGCGUCCUGUUUCAGUGCAUGCCAGUUCCUGUGAUCCUGAACUUUGAUGCAGAGUUCCAGAGGACCAAUCAGGUUCAAGAAGAAAAUGAAGUCCUGCGUCAGAAGCUUUUUGCAUUGCAAGCUGAAAUCCAUCGACUGAAGAAGGAGGAACAGCAGCCUGAAGAGGAAGAGACCCUGGUCCAACACAAAUUGCCUCCUUAUGUCUCCAGUAUGGACCGCCUUGGGGACUCUGAGCUAGCCAUGGUAUGCAGCCAGAGGACCACCUCACUCUCCCAGUCACCCCGAGUGGGCUUCCUGUCCUCACUACUGCCUCAGAGUAAGAAGAGCCCCUCAAGGUUGUCGCCUGCCCAAGGCCCUGCUCAGGCUCAGAGCUCGGCCAGGAAAGAGACCUUCAGUGGCCAGGCCAUCAAGGGGAAGGACCUGGGGCCGGUAGCCAAGGACGGGAAGAGCCUCUUAGGUGCGUCAGCGUCGGAGUCUAGCUGGGCGCAGCAGCGGCAGCGGCGUCUGCAGGACCAUGGCAAGGAGAGGAAGGAGCUGUUCUCCACGACCUCCUCCCAGGGUGCAGAGAAGAAGCCGGAAGCCAGUGGCCCAGAGGCUGAGUCCUGUCUGGAGCUCCACAUGGAGCCAGUAGAGCCGCUGGCACGGGUGGCCAUGGUGGGCCCUGAGGGCGGAGGAGGCCGUCCGGAGCAGCCCUUCAUCGUGCUGGGCCAGGAGGAGUAUGGGGAGCAUCACUCAUCCAUCAUGCAUUGCAGAGUGGAUUGCUCCGGAAGGAGGGUCGCCAGCUUAGAUGUGGAUGGGGUCAUCAAAGUGUGGUCCUUCAACCCCAUCAUGCAGACCAAAGCGUCCUCCAUUUCCAAGUCACCACUCCUCUCUCUGGAAUGGGCCACCAAGCGGGACAGGCUGCUCUUGUUGGGCAGUGGUGUGGGGACAGUGCGUCUUUAUGACACAGAAGCCAAGAAGAACCUCUGUGAAAUCAACAUCGACGAUGAUAUGCCCAGAAUCCUGUCUCUCGCGUGCAGCCCCAGCGGGGCCUCUUUCGUGUGUUCGGCCGCAGCUCCGAGCCUCACUUCCCAGGUGGACUCCUCCGCCCCGGACAUCGGCAGCAAGGGCAUGAACCAGGUUCCUGGCAAGCUGCUGUUGUGGGACACGAAAACCAUGAAGCAGCAGCUCCAGUUCUCCCUGGAGCCCGAGCCCAUCGCCAUCAACUGUACAGCCUUCAAUCACAAUGGGAACCUGCUGGUCACAGGCGCAGCAGAUGGUGUCAUCCGCUUGUUUGACAUGCAGCAGCACGAGUGCGCCAUGAGCUGGAGGGCCCACGGCGGGGAGGUCUACUCCGUGGAGUUCAGCUGUGAUGAGAAUGCCGUGUACAGCAUCGGCGAGGACGGCAAGUUCAUUCAGUGGAACAUUCACAAGAGUGGCCUGAAGGUGUCAGAGCACGGCCUCCCCGCAGACGCCACGGGCCCCUUUGUGCUGUCCGGCUACAGCGGCUACAAGCAGGUGCAAGUGCCCCGGGGCCGGCUGUUCGCCUUUGAUUCGGAGGGCAGUUACAUGCUGACGUGCUCUGCCACCGGCGGCGUCAUCUACAAGCUGGGUGGCGACGAGAAGGUUCUGGAAAGCUGCCUGAGCCUGGGUGGCCACCGCGCUCCCGUGGUCACGGUGGACUGGAGCACGGCCAUGGACUGUGGGACGUGCCUCACCGCCUCCAUGGACGGCAAGAUCAGGAUGACCACCCUCUUGGCCCACAAGCGCUGACGGCUCCGCCCGGAGCCACGCCGCGGCGGCAGCAUCAUCCUGGGCCGGGAGAGAGAUGGGACGGGAGAGCCGCUGAGCCUCCUCCAGACCCCACGUCUUCAGAGAACAACGUGGGGGGGCGGGGCUCGUCCCUGUCCAGCCAGGCGACUGGAACCGGAGCCUCACAUGGCAGUGCCACCCGGGGGCCCGCGUCCUAACUGGGGUUGUGUUACAAGUGUGCUUCGGAACUAUGGGAGGAAAGCUCUGGAAGGAGAAGAAAGAAGAGAUGGCUUCUGCGUGGGCCCAGGAGAGAUCCACAGUAUUUUGUACAUAUUUGCUCUUCUUUCUUUUCUUUCCUUUUUGUAAAAAGCGAAUGCUCUG